Centropristis striata (black sea bass) is the source of this 1531-nucleotide messenger RNA. RefSeq names its product small integral membrane protein 14 (gene smim14). NCBI's taxonomy places the organism in Eukaryota, Metazoa, Chordata, Actinopteri, Perciformes, Serranidae. The coding region runs from base 363 to 680 and encodes 105 amino acids. The transcript has 5 exons. The record is from RefSeq and is a predicted model, not a curated record. Gene Ontology annotation, cellular component: endoplasmic reticulum.
GAUGUUGGCGCUCGGCUCGUCUGUCUGCCUCUGUCUGAGGAUGGGCAGCUGCACUGUUUGUUUACAAUGUAGACGUCAUAAUUAUUCCUCAAUGUGAUUGGCUUAUCGGCACGCCCAUCAAAUUUCUGAACCAAUAAGAGUUCCCGUCCGUGUUCACGCCCCAGGUCCCGGAUGUCUGCCGUGAAGAAUAGCAUAGGCUCACGUGCAGCAGACCAAACACAGACGAGAGGUUGACAUGUCUGCAGUUUGAUGGUUUUUUGUGCAGAGCAACAGAGCUGCAGCUGUGCAGCUAAGGCCCUUUACUCACAUCUAACGCUUUCUCAGCAUCUAUAAUCCUCAGGGUGGACACCAUCUGGUGAGAAAUGGCAGAGGGAGGUUUUGACCCCUGUGAGUGUGUCUGCACCCAUGAGUAUGCAAUGAGGCGCCUCAUCAACCUGCUCAGGCAAUCUCAGUCCUACUGCACAGACACCGACUGCCCUCAGGAAUUGCCUGGUCCAAAUGGGCCUGUCGGCGGAGGAGGUGACCUGACCCUCCCCAUGGUCCUGAUGGGAUGGGCGGUGGUGGCUCUGCUCCUGUUCCUGUUGCGCCCAUCCAGUCUCAGGGGGCCCCGUCCCUCCGGAAAACCUACUGGACCCCACAAUAGAGAUGGUCGAGAGCCUCCAGCACCACCUGUUGACUAGCAGUGGGGAGUACCAGCACUCACCCACCUGCUCUGACCGGAGCUGCACAGUUAGCGCGUGACUGUGACCAGGACAGCACCAUCUCCCCUUCAUUCAGAUAUCUUUUUCUGUUCUUCUCUUUAAAUGCCAUUGUGUUUUGGGGGUAGAUAAAUCUGUAUGUGAGUCCUGUUACUAGAGCCCAACUGAUACUGGAUUAAUGAGGCCAACAGGAAUAUAUAUCAAAAUUAUAUAAAUUCAAAAGUUUUUUUUUCUUUGGUUACAUAAACAUACAGCAUUAACAAUUUGGAGAUGCAGAUACAGGCAGGCUAUUUUACAUUGAAAGCAAUCAGAAAAUGUCUCAAACAUAAAACUUGAAUUAGGAGACUAAGUACUAAAUGAAUAUGUAUAUGUGCAGACAUAUACAAGACAAUUCCUAAAUCAUAAUAUUGGCUGAUAAUAUCAGCAUGUUACUCUAUCAGCUGGGCUCUAUCUAGUAUUCACCAAGUCUUUCAUCAGACGGUGGGGCAUUGUCUGAGUCCCUGAUCUCGCAGCUCUGGUGCCGACUUGAAACACGCACUCAAAAUGAAGGAAUGUGUCACAUGUUGGUGGAAAUGGGAGGGGUCGUUAAAUUGUUGUCCGAGUGCUUGCUGAGUAAUGAAGGGUGGCGGAUUGUUCAGACUCUCUAUAAACAUUCCUCUUUUUCCACUUGAAAGUCUCAACUCUAAUCGGUGCCAGUAAUGAUGUCAUAUCACGUAAUGUUUUAAUAGCAUAUUCAAACCAGCUGGAUGAUUCAUUGUAAUACAUUUAUAUGGGUAGAUUAAAUUCUGAAUUAGGAUUGCAAUAAAAUGGCAUAUUCAUAUUAUGUGCUCACA